This is a messenger RNA of Sander lucioperca (pikeperch), 1576 nucleotides long. RefSeq names its product arrestin domain containing 1b (gene arrdc1b). The transcript has 8 exons. Bases 96 to 1412 code for a protein of 438 amino acids. Gene Ontology annotation, molecular function: ubiquitin protein ligase binding; ubiquitin-like ligase-substrate adaptor activity. NCBI's taxonomy places the organism in Eukaryota, Metazoa, Chordata, Actinopteri, Perciformes, Percidae. Gene Ontology annotation, cellular component: cytoplasm. Gene Ontology annotation, biological process: protein transport. The record is from RefSeq and is a predicted model, not a curated record.
GCGGGGGGGGGGGGGGGCCCUCGCGGCAGCAGGUGAGAGCGCAGCGUCUCCUCCUCGCAGCGCAGAACGGCGGAGUAGCCGAGCGGAAAGGAGCCAUGGGAAAGCUUCAAGAAUUUGAUAUCACUUUCACCAACAACAAAGUGGUGUACGGUCCGGGAGAGUCCAUUAGCGGUACUGUGAAAAUACGAACCGCCAACUCGCUGCAGUACAAAGCCAUCAAGGUGAACUGUCAGGGCUCAUGUGGGAUCUCCAACAAAAUGAAAGACGCCUCGUGGACUCUGGAGGAGCAGUACUUCAACAGCACGCUGUCUGUUGCUGACAAAGGAACCCUGGCUGCUGGCGAACACAGUUUCCCCUUCCAGUUUCUCAUUCCAGUCACUCCCCCGACUUCCUUUGAGGGACCCUUUGGGAAGAUUAGUUACCGUGUGAGGGUGGCCAUUGACACGCCCCGCUUCUCUAAGGACUACAAAGCCCAGAGGCCCUUCUACCUACUCAACCUACUCAACCUCAAUGAGGUGCCUGACAUUGAACAUCCGAGUUACGCUGUGACCACUAAGAAGUUCAGCUACCUCCUGGUGAAGACGGGGACCCUGAUGCUGAAGGCUCACAGUGACCUGAGGGGUUACAUCCCGGGGCAGGUCAUCAAGUUAGCCACUGAGAUCCACAACAAGUCUGGGAAGGACACAGGAUGUGUGCUGGCCAGUCUAAUACAGAAAGUGACCUAUAAGACCAAGCGGCCUGUAUUCGACCUGCGGACCAUCGCAGAGGUGGAGGGAGCCGGAGUAAAGGCGGGAAAACAUGCCGAGUGGAGAGAGCAGAUCAUCGUCCCUCCUCUCCCUCAGUCUGCACUGGCCGGCUGCAGCCUCAUAGACAUCGACUAUUUUAUUCAGGUGUCCCUGAAAUCUCCAGACGCAGUCGUCACUUUGCCCAUCUACAUUGGGAACAUCGCUGUGAACUUGUCUCCGUCGAGGGCCAUACCCUCCACUCCAGGACACGUCGUUGCGCCCACAGCGGCAGGCGUGACACCCAGUGCCCCGCCGGUGGAGGAGGAGCCAGAGGAGGGGCUGUGUGCAGGGGGCGUGGCCAGUGAGGAGAUCCCAACCAAGAGUCACUCUCAGCAGGAUCCCUCAUGUCAGCCUGUCACCAUGUCCCCCAGCGCGUUCAGCCACGCGCCCGGUGCAGCCCUUCCUCCCAGCCACAGGCUGCCCGACGCGUCCGCUCCCCUGUUCUGUGUGUCCACCGGGGCCACCAUACCUUUCUUCACCGAGGGAGGAAACGCGACUCCUGUCCCCACUUCCUGUUCUCUCAUCCUCCCUCCAGAGUACAGCAGCUGGGACUACCCUCAUGAGCCCCCACCCUCUUACGAGGAAAGCUGCAGUAGUGUCAACUCCAGUAUCAACAGCGGACAGUAGAGAAGAAGCAGGUGAAGCAUCAUGGCCACGCCCACCCACACCUGUUUGCAUUCGCCUCUCGACAAAUCUGGGCAGUGACAUGCCGGGUUUAAAGAGGAUGGACGGUACUCCAUCCCAGAACACCCCAAAGAUCGUUUCUUUGUCCUUGAAUAUUUGAAAAAAAA